AUGCCUCUCUACGUAGCUUCUCUUUUCCUUCCAUACACCAUAGAUUUCGAGGCCGCCGGCAUUCGGCAUGGCCAAGGUGAUUUCGAUGGCUCGAACCCCCCUCCCAACGAGGUGGAAGGACGACUAGCAGAGCUUCAUCAAGAAACACUGCCAAAAGUGCUUUCAAUGACCCCUGGUGCAACCACAGAGCACGAGAAGAUUUUCAAACCAUUCUAUGCCCUAGACUCAGCCUCAGAUGAACCGAAAGGGCCAGCGCCUACCGAGGUCCCAGUAGAGUCGUGGGGUUCCAGUAGAAAAUUCAAUCAGCCCAUGUCAAAAGCAACAAAUCCACCAGAUUCGUCGAUUCUCAGCCGUCCUAGUUCUACAGGUCCGUAUGUAGAUCGAAAGGCCGCUGAUCUCGAGUCAGAGGAACCAGCCACGCCGCGAGUGUUGUUAUCUGAUGAUUGGGUGGUAAAGUCAGCUGUUCAGGGCAAUGGCGGUCUCCGGAACGCCAUCGACGCUGCUGCUAAAGCUGGAAUUGUGGAUAAAGCAGUAUGGAUAGGAACGCUGGGUAUGCCGACAGACUCACUUAAAGAACACACACGCGACAACAUUGCUUUGCAAUUGAAAGAGGAAUUCGAUUCUCUUGCGGUAUUUGUGGGAGACAGUGAGUUUGAAGGACAUUACUUUCACUUUUGUCGAAAUGUCCUCUAUCCAGCUUUUCACUAUCAAAUGCAAGAAAGUCCUCGCCACAAGGAGUACGAUGAUCACUCUUGGAAACAAUACGUCAAACUCAACGAGAUCUUUGCAGCUACGAUUGCCGCUCAGUGGAAACCAGGUGACCGUAUAUGGAUUCACGAUUAUCAUCUCAUGUUACUUCCUCGGAUGCUGAGGGAUAAACUGCCUGAGGCUGAGAUAGGAUUCUUCAUGCAUACCGCAUUCCCUUCCUCUGAGAUCUUCCGGUGCCUGACCGCGAGAAAAACCUUAUUGGAAGGCCUGCUUGGAGCCAAUAUAAUUGGUUUGCAAACUGCCGAAUAUGUGUAUCACUUUCUGCAUACUUGCAGCCGCAUCCUACGGUUGGAGGUCUCUGCGGAAGGCGUUCAUCUCCCUGACCGAUUACUGCCUGUCAAGGCUUUUCCGAUGGGCAUUGACUUGAAUCUUAUGAAUACCCAGAGACUACAACCCGAGGUGAAAGAGUGGGUAUCAAAGAUUCGCGAGCGAUACCAAGGAAAGCAUUUGAUUGUCGGGAGAGAUCGAUUGGAUGCUGCAGGUGGUGUCAAACAGAAGCUUCUUUCUUACGAAAAAUUUUUGAAGAGAUAUCCAGAAUGGCGAGAUAACGUCGUCCUGGUCCAAGUUGCAUCGUCAUCUGCGCCUGACUUGACAGAUCUCGAAACCCAGAUAACGAAGAUUGCGAUGAGAAUCAACUCGAAAUACUCGACACUAACCCACCAACCGCUCGUCUUACUAAAGCAAGACAUUUCGUUCGCUCAAUUCCUUGCCUUGAUGUCUGUUGCCGAAAUCUUCAUCAUCACCAGUCUUCGUGAAGGCAUGAAUCUUUCAGGACACGACUUUGUUGUUUGUCAAGAUGGUACUUCGGGUAUUCCUCAGAAGUAUGGAUCACUCAUUUUGAGUGAGUUUACAGGAAGCGCUUCUAUCUGGAGCGGUCAUGAGUUGCUUGUCAACCCAUGGGACUAUGUGCAAUGCGCGGAUGCGAUCAAUCGUGCUCUACUCAUGUCAGCCAAAGAUAAAGAGAAGAAUUGGCAUUUUCUAUCGGACCGAAUGGCGAGACACACUGCUUCCAUGUGGUGCGAUACAUAUCUGAAAGCCCUUCGACAAGCUUACGGAAUGCAGUCAUCACGGGAGGUUCAUACUAUUUCAUCUUUAUCCAUGGACAGUGUUCGAGAAAAGUACAACAAAUCAAGCAGCAGAGUAUUUAUUCUUGAAGAUCAAGCAAUAUUCCCGUCGUUAAGGGAACGAGAUGAUUUCUCAGUCAGUCCGAAUGGGAAAGUACUCUCAAUGAUGGCAACGCUUUCCUCAGACCCGAAGAACGUUGUCUUUGUUACAAGUUCACGUACACCGAAACAACUUGAACUAUUACUAGCCGAGUCCCCGCAGAUCGGACUCAUCGCUGAAAAUGGGGCGUUCCUACGAGAGCCUGGACAAUCCGAAUGGCAGCAAUUACUUAACGAGAGCGACACUCGAGACUGGCGCCGGGGCAUCCAGAAGUUCAUGGAAUACUUUCAAGAACGCACAGAGGGCACCUCAAUCGAAGAACGACGCUUCUCACUUACCUUUAACUACAAAGCUGCCGUCGACAAGGAGCUUGCUAUCCGCCAAGCAGCUGAGUUGAGCGAUCAAAUCAACGGUUCACGCGGGAACAUCCCUAUCCGUGCCGUUCUGACAGACGGCGCGGUGACCGUGGAACCUACAAACGUGACGAAAGCGACUACCGCGGAACUGGCUCUACAACGAAUCAAUGCCACGCCGGGCUUUCUGUUCGUUGCGGGCAACUCUCGCGGCGGCGAGACUCUAUUUAGAUGGGCAAAUCGAAUUGAGCGGGAAGGUAGUGUCGAGCAUGUCAUUAGUGUCACGAUGGGUACUCAGGCGAUUACGGCAGCAGCGACUGUUCUGGAUGAUAAUGAGACAUUGAUUAAUGGAUUGGCUGGUUUGGCGAUUUGA
Talaromyces amestolkiae is the source of this 2658-nucleotide messenger RNA. RefSeq lists its product as uncharacterized. Gene Ontology annotation, cellular component: alpha,alpha-trehalose-phosphate synthase complex (UDP-forming); cytosol. The transcript has 3 exons. NCBI's taxonomy places the organism in Eukaryota, Fungi, Ascomycota, Eurotiomycetes, Eurotiales, Trichocomaceae. The coding region runs from base 1 to 2658 and encodes 885 amino acids. Gene Ontology annotation, biological process: trehalose biosynthetic process. The record is from RefSeq and is a predicted model, not a curated record. Gene Ontology annotation, molecular function: catalytic activity.